AUGGCUUCGAAGGCAACUCGACUCAGAGCCCUUGCACUUUAUAAGGAACUUCACCGAUUGGGCAGAGAUUAUGAACCUUCAUAUGACUUCCAUGGGAAGCUUAGACGCUUGUUUGAAAAGAACAGAAACCUCACUGAUGAAGACGAGAUAGAGAAGGCGCUCAAGCUCGGAGCAUAUAUCAAGAACGAAACCCUUGCGCUGUAUUCCCUCCGCAAGUAUCGACACCUGAAGCGGAUGUAUCCAUCAAACUCCACGUCCGAUCCUUGA
Molecule: messenger RNA, 267 nt
Organism: Suillus paluster
Lineage: Eukaryota; Fungi; Basidiomycota; Agaricomycetes; Boletales; Suillaceae
Exons: 4
Coding region: 1-267 (88 amino acids)
Biological process (GO): respiratory electron transport chain
Cellular component (GO): mitochondrion
Source: RefSeq, a predicted model, not a curated record